AGGGUUUAGGGUAAACUAAUGUUUGUCGAACAUUAAACAACCGAAAAGAAGCCAAGCGGGAGAGAGUACCGAAAGGAAGAGAAGCGAAGCGAGAGAGAGGAAAAUGGCGAGGAAUUCAGGGGUUUUGAUACGGCAGUUGCUUGGCAAUCGCAACAACCCGUGUGCAGCAGGUCUUCUUCAUCAUCUUCACCAAAAACACAUCCAAAACCUAACUUCAGUACCAAAUACCACACCAUCUCCACCACACACAAUCGAUAUCCGUUCCGCUUCCAAACCCUUCUCCAAUAAUUCCAUUCACACCCCAAACCUUCAAUUUCUGCAACAGAGACGAUAUCUCUCCUCAUCCUCACUCUCAGAGUCAGAUUCAGAUUCAAAACAUUUACUUUCAGGUCCCUCAAACCUAUUCCUCAUACAGUGCAUGGCUAUCCAUACUGAGGCAGUUGACAAUGUUAAAGAUGCUAGGUUGUCUGCGGUUUUCUACUACACAGCACCCGGGUGCCGGGCUACCCGUAAGUGGAUAACUCCAAUCCUUGAUGAGUUGUGUGAGCAAUUCCAACACAUAAAAAUGUAUAAGGUUUACAUGGAUAAGAAUGGCCCUAACUCAUUGGACAUAUCGGAAGAUCCUUACAAGAUGAAUGGCCCUGGAUGCCCUAUUGACUUGCGUGGAUUUUAUUACAAAGAGAAUAUCGUUGGAUCCAGAUUGGACAAGUUGGGAAUUCACAAGACGCCAACGUUCCAUUGCUAUCUAAAAGGGAAAAGGGUAGAUGAGGUUUCCGGUGCUUCUAUCAAACACUUGAAAAAGAGACUUGAAAAUGUCUACAAUCCAUCUGGGAUGAAGAAAAGGAGGAAAGAUGAGAAUAAUGGAGGAUUUGUUACAGUACAUCCAAGUAUGUUUCCUGAAACAUCAUUUAUUAAGAUGAAGUCCGAACUUCGACUAGAAAUUUUUAAUUUUGAUGGUGAGGAAAAGAUGUAUGAUGAGGAAAAGAUGACAGAUGAUGAGUACAAGAGGGCAAAGGACAAGAAUCACAAGAUGAUGUGGUUUGCCAAAGGGUUGCUUUCAAGUAAAAAGAAGAGAGAGAUGUUUUGUAAAUUGAAAGAUCCUGAAGCCAAGCGCAAAUGGAUUGAGAGUGAAAUGGCUGAGGAAUGAACUGGAAGUACUUGUAUCAUGGUACAUGUUACGUUGUUCGACAGUGUCUAUGGUUUAGACUUGUGUGGUGCUGGAUUAAGAUAUCCUUUUUCUUUUUCUUUUUUAAAAUUUAUAUACCCACUUCUAGCAUCAAUAUUAUUAAGAUAUCCUUUUUUUUUUCUUUGAAUUAUUAAGAUAUCGUAAUUCAUCAAAUUUGGAGAAGGCUUAAAUGUCAAAA
Prunus mume (Japanese apricot) is the source of this 1364-nucleotide messenger RNA. Lineage: Eukaryota; Viridiplantae; Streptophyta; Magnoliopsida; Rosales; Rosaceae. The record is from RefSeq and is a predicted model, not a curated record.